Protopolystoma xenopodis is the source of this 297-nucleotide messenger RNA. The record is from the annotation of a GenBank genome assembly. NCBI's taxonomy places the organism in Eukaryota, Metazoa, Platyhelminthes, Monogenea, Polystomatidea, Polystomatidae.
AUGACUCAUCGAGUUUUGAUGAGAUGGUGCCAAGACCACAUGGAAAAGGCAACCACUGCUUCCGGAGACGUACCAAGCAUGGGCGUCGUUAUGCUUUGUCUUCACACCCAGUCAGCCAAUCUGUCAGCAAUCUCGUUGCUCCAUUGGUUAACCGUCUCCGUGUUGCGUGAAGGCUCAACGCCCUUCCUCUAUCCGACGCCUCGGUUGCUGCCGCGUGGCAACCCGAUCAAUGGGGCUGUCGAGGCGAGUAGCUCCGGCUCUGUCUGGAAGCUCUCGAGACUCCUGAAAAGCGCGUAG